Prorocentrum cordatum is the source of this 936-nucleotide messenger RNA. Lineage: Eukaryota; Dinophyceae; Prorocentrales; Prorocentraceae. The record is from the annotation of a GenBank genome assembly.
AUGGACGGCGCGCCCCGGCCGGGCCGCCGCCGCUUGGGGCUCGCGGCGUUGCUGGCCACCGGCUCGCUGCUCGGGGCCCCUGUCAGGCGGGCGCCCGGCGCCGCACCCGCUGCCACGGGGGCGUUGGGCACCGCGUGGCCGCGGGCCGCCGCGCGGGAGCGGCGGGGGGGUCGCCGCAGCGCCUGGGCCGUUGCGCGGCGCGCCGAGGCGCGGUCCGGCACGCCAGCGGCGGCCAGGCUCCGGGCGGCCUGGGCGCUGCUGGACCUGCCGGAGGGCUCGUCUCGGCCAGCCAUCAAGAGGCGCUUCCGGGAGCUGGUGAAAACGGACCAUCCGGACAAAAGGCCGGACGAUCCUCUAGCGACGCAGCGAUUCGGAAGGGUCAUGUCGGCCUACAAAUUGGUCAUGGAGGCGCGGGGCCAGAGUGAGCAGGACGCCGGGGGCGGCCAGUAUGAUCCGAAGGACAUCUGGGACACCAUCGAGGGCCUCGAGGGCGUCUGGGAAGAGAUCGACGUCAGCAGUUUUGACGGAUUUGUGGAUUUCGACGCCAACAAGGAGGCGUCCGGUGCCACAGUGGACGAGGUGGGGGGCGCCCGCACUCCCGACGAGUUCCAGCCGGGCGCCUCGCGAGGCGCUGCCGCCGGCGACGCCUCGAGCGAGGGCUUCGCGCCCAGCCCGGGCGCGUUCCAGAGCCCGCCGCGGGCUCGGUCGGGCCCGGCGCCCAGCCGCGUGGGCCGGGUGUCCUACAGGAGCCCGGACCCCGAGAAGGUGGAGGUGGUGGAGGUGGCCAGCACACGGCAGAAUUUCGAGAAUUUCCUUGGCGGGUCUUACGUGCUCUUCUGUGUGGGAGCGUUCGCCGCCACUGUGACUCUCUACGUCGAGCGCGGGGGGCCACAGGAAUUCAUCCAGCGCCUUCUCGGCGCGACCACCUUACCCUAG